Messenger RNA from Gloeophyllum trabeum ATCC 11539, 591 nucleotides. RefSeq lists its product as uncharacterized. The transcript is spliced from 3 exons. Bases 1 to 591 code for a protein of 196 amino acids. Lineage: Eukaryota; Fungi; Basidiomycota; Agaricomycetes; Gloeophyllales; Gloeophyllaceae. The record is from RefSeq and is a predicted model, not a curated record.
AUGAGGAAGGAGCAACCGGUGCUCGAUCGUGCAAAUAGCGAUGGUGCCGCAGUCUGUGUUCUGCGAUCUUUCGCUAACAGUCCUCCCUUGUCGUCUUCGCCCACCAGCGCUGCGUCGCGUGCGGCGACGAAUGCCCUCGGAAGGGCCUUGAGUAUCGCAUCGAAGAAGCUGUUCGGUGGGAACGGGUUGCCGACGUCUCGGACGUCGCAGGACUAUUCGCCGUCCACUUCUUCUCCGCGGCGGCAGGAGAUCAUCACGGCGCGAAGUCCUGAUGAUGGUGGCGUACGCGACCCUCUGGAGGAGAUAAUCCUAUCACACUUCGAUGAUCUCGUGCAGAAAGACGGAUGUUCUGACCAGAGCAACACGGACCUCGAAGCUGACAACAACGCCAUCACAGGCAUUGCUGCCUACAUGCUGGUCAUGUCGUUCUCGCAGAAGGGCAUUGAUCAGCUGCGCAACCACCAAGAGUAUGUGAAGAUGCGGGAUCCGGACGAGGAGACCUUGGUUAGCGAGGGAUUUUUAGAAGGUGGGAGACAGCCCGUUUCUGUCGUGUCUGGCCAUGUCGCUCACUUGCAUUUUCCACAGUUCUAA